Alexandromys fortis (reed vole) is the source of this 713-nucleotide messenger RNA. Its product is annotated as regenerating islet-derived protein 3-alpha-like. The transcript has 6 exons. Lineage: Eukaryota; Metazoa; Chordata; Mammalia; Rodentia; Cricetidae. Gene Ontology annotation, biological process: response to peptide hormone; venom-mediated disruption of cell wall in another organism; antimicrobial humoral immune response mediated by antimicrobial peptide. The record is from RefSeq and is a predicted model, not a curated record. Gene Ontology annotation, molecular function: signaling receptor activity; oligosaccharide binding; peptidoglycan binding. The coding region runs from base 45 to 566 and encodes 173 amino acids.
UCUCUACAAGACAGAAUCCUGAUUGCUGCUACCUCACAAACAAGAUGCUGCAUCACCUAGCUCUCACUGGUGUAUCCUGGAUGUUCUCCUGCCUGAUGUUUUUAUCUCAGGUGCAAGGUGAAGACUCCCAGAAGGAAUUGCCCUCUCCACGUAUUAGCUGCCCCAUGGGCUCCAAGUCCUAUCACUCCCACUGCUAUGCCCUGGUUAUGACACCCAAAUCUUGGUAUCAAGCAAAUCUGACCUGCCAGAAGAGACCCUCUGGACACCUUGUGUCCAUUCUUAGUGGAGCCGAGGCUUCCUUUGUGUCCUCCCUGGUGAAUGGCAGAGUGAAUAACUGCAAAGAAAUCUGGAUUGGACUCCAUGAUCCCACAAUGGGUAAAGAACCCCAUGGAGGUGGAUGGGAGUGGAGUAACUUUGAUGUGCUGAGCUACUUUAACUGGGAUGGAAAUCCUUCUGUUGUAAACCGUGGUCACUGUGGGAGUCUGACAGCAGCCUCGGGGUUUCUGAAGUGGGGAGACCAUCACUGUGAUGGGGAAUUACCUUUUGUUUGCAAGUUCAAGCAGUAAGAAGGCAGCUUCCUGAAUUUAUGAUGAAGCUCAUCAUGACGAUGGAUCAAAUACAACGAUUCACCCAGCAAGCCGGUGCUCUCUUCAUUCUGCAUCAGAGUUGUUAUUCUGCUUUUCUAGCUUUUUCAUUCACCUCCUUGCCCUUAU